AACGCGUAAACCUUACUGUACAAGAAUAUCAGUUCAUUACUACAUUGUACAAGCGCAUGACUUGUGACUAUGUUUUAAUUGUUUUGUCGUCAUAGUUAAGUUUAAUAGAGUUGUUUGAAGUUUAGUCUGAACUGUUGACUUCUAGUCACUAUAGCUUACUAUAAAUCUGUAACUUACAACGUUGAACUCAACAUUUGGUAAUCGGUACAAACGCUGUCGCGCAUUUGCCGCCGCAAAUUCGCUGAACCUAUCGAAAUUUGUGCACUACAUUUUUGAUAUUUCAGUAAUUAACCCUCGUUGACUUGAGUAGGCCACGCGAUCCUAGAAAUCGUUUUCGACGUCGUCAUACUCGUAUGAAACAACCUUAACAAAAUUGUCUUGAGUACUCGCUCUCAAUUGUGUGUGCUGUGGUUUAUGUGGUCGAAUCCAUCAUCAACAAACAUGGCUUAUGGGAACCAAUGGAUGAAUCCUGCUUUAUAUAAGAAUAUGAACAAUGAACAAGUGGAUUGGGCAAGUUUAGCUCAACAAUGGAUCAAAAUGAAAGAAACUCCACCUCCGAUGCUACAUGGACAACAAGAUAGAAUUCCGACUUCUGAACACACUUUACCCAGUCAACAUGUAGAACCUCAGAAUCCUUCAAAUACAGCAGCAGGAACAAAUAUAACUCUUAAUGAUCAUACUAUUGCCAAUCCUGUUGCACGAAAUAAAAUUGAAAAGCCUAGUGCUUGGAAUACAUGGACUUGGCAGCAACAACAACAAUGGAAUUGGAAUUGGGCAUCUUCUUCAACAUCUGUACCUACUAAAACACCUAUUGUAGAGUCAAUUAAUCCACUUAGACCCCCUUUUAUUAUGCCUCCUAUAUUAUCUGAACCACCCCCACCUUACCCAAUGAUGACACCAAACAAAUCAUAUCCACCCAAUAAUUAUUGGGUAGGGCCCAAUACUAGAGUGCCGCCGCCUACUGAACCAGAUCAAUGGAAUAAACUUAAUGUGAUUACUAAUGUGGAUGAUAGAACUCAAGAUCCAUCGUUUAUUGAUGCUGCUAAACGAAAGCAAUUACCUGCUUGGAUUCGAGAGGGACUAGAAAAAAUGGAAAGAGAAAAACGAAGAAAAAUUGAACAAGAACAAUCUUUUAGUGAAUCUGAUUAUUCUAGUUUCACAAAUGAAAAUGUUACACAGGAAUUGCCCAAUUCACCUUUGAAUUUAGACCACGAAACUCAAAUGAUUGAUGACGAUGUUGAACCAGCGUCUAUUGAUUAUGUCAAUGAUAAUGAACCUAGAAAAACUGAGUCUGUGAAGAAUGACCUUUCUCCUCUCAAUCCACGUAAGACUAAAGCUCAAAUCUGGGAAGAUACGAUGUUAAGUCUACGAAAAAUUCUAACAAAAUUAUUAAUGGAUGUUACUAAUGAUAUGAUGUUAAAUAUAGUCAAAGAUGUGCUGAAAUCUACUUUACAAACAGAUAAUCAAGUGAAUCGAAAUCAAACAUCAUUAGCUGGUAAUUUGGGUCUUGGAGUUUAUGGUUCAGAAUCUGGGUCAUCUGAUGAAAGUGAUGAAGAACAGCUUAUUUCAGGUCAUAAACAAUUAAAACAGGAUUCUGAUGAAGCUAUUCAAGAAAGAAUAUUAAAACGCCAACGUGAGUUCAGUUAUAUUGAAGCAAGAAUCCUUAUAGAAUUGGAUCAACUAGAAGACCGGGAAAAACUUGUGAGAUCCAAAUUUGAUAAUAGUAUCAAACUCGGUGAAGAGAUUAAUGAUAAUAGUAGUCAGGUAGUGGAAAACAUUCAGAAAAAAGAACAUACUGAGGAUGAAGGACCUAGCCAAAAGAUGGUCAAGGGACAUGAUAAAAUUAAAAAAGAAUUAUCAAAUGAUUUGAAUAUUAAAAAUGGACAAAAAAAAAAAAAAUCUAAAUCAAAAAGAUCAUCAAGUUCUAGUUCAUCAAGCAGUAGUAGUGUUAGUAAGAAAAGUGAUAAUACUGACUAUAAAUACAGAAAUAAGACAAAUGAUAAAAGUAAAUCAAAAUCUUCGAAUAAAACUAAUGCAGAUAGUGUAAAGAGAAAACGAAGAUCGCGUUCUAGAAAUAGAAGUAGAUCACAUUCAAUGUCAAAGAGUAGUAGGUUGCAUUCAAGAUAUAGGAGUAGGUCACAUUCAAGAAACUAUGAUAGAAGAUCUCCGCAUAAUUAUAAAUCAAGAAGAAGUCGAUCGCCACCAUCACAUAAUUCCAGAAAGCACAAAAGCAAACGAAAUAGUUCUUCUAGUUCAAAUGAAUCAAGAAGUAAAAAACACCGUUACAGACGAUAAUUUUCUGGUUGAAAUAUAAUUUUAAGAGGUUAAAAAUUAUUUUUUUAUUAAUACUGACUCAUUAAAUUAAUUACAUUUUAGCUUUAU
This is a messenger RNA of Rhopalosiphum maidis (corn leaf aphid), 2382 nucleotides long. Its product is annotated as arginine/serine-rich protein PNISR-like. The record is from RefSeq and is a predicted model, not a curated record. Gene Ontology annotation, cellular component: nuclear speck; presynaptic active zone. Gene Ontology annotation, molecular function: RNA binding. Bases 415 to 2295 code for a protein of 626 amino acids. The transcript has 12 exons. NCBI's taxonomy places the organism in Eukaryota, Metazoa, Arthropoda, Insecta, Hemiptera, Aphididae.